AUGGAGGAAGAGCUGAAGUGCCCGGUGUGCGGCUCGCUGUUCCGGGAGCCCAUCAUCCUGCCUUGCUCCCACAACGUCUGCCUGCCGUGCGCUCGCACGAUCGCGAGCCCGGGAGGCGCCGCGGCGGGAGCCACCGGAGGCAGCGCGGCGCGAAAGUUCCCCACGUGCCCGGAACACGAAAUGGAGAACUACAGCAUGUACUGCGUGAGCUGCCGGACCCCCGUGUGCUUCCUGUGCCUGGAGGAGGGCCGGCACGGCAAGCACGAGGCCAAGCCCCUGGGGGCCGUGUGGAAGCAGCACAAGGCACAAUUAUCUCAGGCCUUGAAUGGAGUUUCUGACAAGGCGAAGGAAGCAAAGGAGUUUCUGGUCCAGCUCAGGAACAUCCUGCAGCAGAUCCAGGAAAACGGACUGGACUACGAAGCCUGCCUGGUGGCUCAGUGCGAUGCCCUGGUCGACGCUCUGACCCGGCAGAAAGCCAAGCUGCUCACCAAGGUGACUAAAGAGAGAGAGCACAAGCUGAAGAUGGUUUGGGACCAGAUCAACCACUGCACCUUGAAGCUGCGCCAGUCCACCGGGCUGAUGGAGUACUGCCUGGAGGUGAUCAAGGAGAACGACCCCUCCGGGUUCCUGCAGAUCUCGGACGCCCUGAUCAAGCGUGUCCAGGUGUCUCAAGAGCAGUGGGUCAAAGGUGCCCUGGAGCCGAAGGUGUCUGCAGAGUUCGAUCUGACCUUGGACAGCGAGCCGCUGCUGCAGGCCAUCCACCAGCUGGACUUCAUCCAGAUGAAAUGUAGGGUGCCGCCCACGCCGCUGCUGCAGCUGGAGAAGUGCUGCACCCGGAACAACAGCGUCACACUGGCCUGGCGGAUGCCACCCUUCACCCACAGCCCCGUGGAUGGCUACAUCCUGGAACUGGACGACGGCGCUGGGGGGCAGUUCCGGGAAGUGUACGUCGGCAAGGAGACCCUGUGCACCAUCGACGGGCUCCACUUCAACAGCACCUACAAUGCCAGGGUCAAAGCUUUCAACUCCUCCGGCGUCGGGCCUUACAGCAAGACGGUCGUCCUGCAGACGUCUGACGUGGCCUGGUUCACCUUUGACCCCAACUCUGGGCACCGGGACAUCAUCUUAUCCAACGACAACCAGACAGCCACCUGCAGCAGCUACGACGACCGGGUGGUGCUGGGCACGGCCGCUUUCUCCAGGGGCGUGCACUACUGGGAGCUGCACGUGGACCGCUACGACAACCACCCCGACCCUGCCUUCGGCGUGGCCAGGGCCAGCGUGGUCAAGGACAUGAUGCUGGGCAAGGAUGACAAGGCCUGGGCCAUGUACGUGGACAGCAACCGCAGCUGGUUCAUGCACUGCAACUCCCACACCAACAGGACGGAGGGCGGCGUGUACAAGGGUGCCACCGUGGGCGUGCUGUUGGACCUGAACCAGCACACGCUGACCUUCUUCAUCAACGGGCAGCAGCAGGGCCCCACGGCCUUCAGCCACGUGGACGGGGUCUUCAUGCCGGCACUCAGCCUCAAUCGCAAUGUGCAGGUCACACUGCACACGGGAUUGGAAGUGCCAACAAACCUGGGCCGGCCGAAGUCAUCAGGCAACUAGCCACCCAGCUCCGGCAGAGCCCCACCGUCCUCACUGAGCUCAGUCACCCACGAGGGCAGGAUGAGGUGCCCUGGGCACAGCCCAGCAGCCGCCGGAUGGAUAUUAAAGGGACGCAUGUGCUUGGGGUUGGCGAGGGCCUGCAGGCCGAGUCCUGGACUUCACCUCGUUCCAGCCAGGAGUUGCAAAUACCCAUGAAGAAGGACCUUCCUCAAGGGAGAGAGUUCUGGCUUUGUGUUUGUGUUCCCUGCAUCUGUUUUAGAAGCUUGUCCUUUUGUUGAGAGUGAGGAAGGAGGACUUUGAGAUGGGAGCGCCAAGGGUAGGAGUGGGGGCUGCAUGGCAUCCUGUGCCUCAUGGCCGCGGGUCUGCAGGAGUUGAGUUCCUCGACUUUGCUGGAGAACAGUACCGUGUACUUCUUGACCCCGAGUCUUCAGUAGCUCUGCCACUUGCAGACCUAUUUCAGGAGGGAUAGGGAGGGAGGCCCGUACUAAUGCUUGGUCUCUGCCUCCUUCAUCGAACUAAGAACCUUUAAAACUGAGAACCUUUAGGUCCAAUAGCCAACCCAUUGCAUGCUCUCUGUCUCUGUCUCUGUCUCUCUCACAUAUACAUGGUAGUCUAGUCUGCUAAAAUCCACUCGCUCCAUUCUUAGUCCUUAACACAGAAGAAAACACUGGAUUUGAAUGGACAUGUGACAGUCUUCACCUGGUGGUAGCUCUUUUCUGGAAGUUCACUGAGAGAGUACCUGAGUCUCUGGUCCAAGCAGUGCCACCUCAGGCUCAGAAGCACCAAGGACGAGAGUGGCAAGCCCCUUACAGUCCAUCCACACUUGGCUUUGUGGUCACCCGCUGUGCUGAGAGCAGCGUGGAUGCAGUAGCCGUCACGGUCUCUGGAGAAGGCGGGAGGAAGAGAGAUUGUCUUGUCACCCAGCGCCAGCCAGGUGUGCCACGUCCCACGUGCCAGAGCAGAUCCGUACGCAGUCCCCGCGUCCUUCCUGGAACACUAGCUCUCUCCCUUGAAAGCCACGGAGAGUCAGCCCCAGCUCACAGAGCCUGCCACCGUCCUGUGCCCAGAGGACCUUCCCUUCUGCUCCUGCCUCCCUGUCUCCUGCCUCCUCUAGCUCCGCCUGGUACUGCCCUUUCUCCCUCCUUUUGCAAAGAAUUCAUUCUCGCACGUGUUUUAUUCCAGAGGUCAAGGAGGAACCGUGUAUUUGCUGGACUGGAUUUUUCUAGCACUCGCCCACCGCCGGCACCCACUGUGCUUGCUCGGUUCUGCCUGUACCCAAGUGAUGGCGCCCGGCUGCACAGCCCGCGCCGUGUGCUCACAGACCCAGUGCUUCUACCUCAAAGCCCUGCUCUUGGCCCCAAGGCUGCUAGCCUGCUCUCUGCAAGUGUGGUGACAGAGGCUACAGGGGCUUCUUGGUGCUGUGUUCCAGCCUCGCUGGUAGCGGGAGCCACUAUUCGCCUGGAAGGCC
Messenger RNA from Tupaia belangeri chinensis (Chinese tree shrew), 3079 nucleotides. It is a transcript of the gene TRIM67, whose product is annotated as tripartite motif containing 67. NCBI's taxonomy places the organism in Eukaryota, Metazoa, Chordata, Mammalia, Scandentia, Tupaiidae. Bases 1 to 1611 code for a protein of 536 amino acids. Gene Ontology annotation, molecular function: zinc ion binding; protein binding. The transcript is spliced from 11 exons. Gene Ontology annotation, cellular component: cytoplasm. The record is from RefSeq and is a predicted model, not a curated record.